UUGUAUUCAGACACAUAACUUCAUUGUGACACAGCUUGUUCUGAAAAAAACCAUUCAGAAUGGAUCUGUGUUCAUCCUAUUUCUGUAUGGCAUUUCUAGGCGUCUCUGUGAGCACAAGUAUGGGAAUGCUCCUCGGGUGAGGAUCAAUGGACAUGUGGCAGCCCGCUUUCCUUUCAUCCCAAUGCCUCUUGACUACAUCCUUCCAGAGCUGCUGAAGAAUGCUAUGCGAGCCACCAUGGAAUCUCAUCUGGACACACCCUACAAUGUGCCAGACAUAGUCAUCACCAUUGCCAACAAUGACAUUGACUUGAUCAUACGGAUUUCGGAUCGAGGGGGUGGAAUUCCUCAUGACCAUGUUGAGAAGGUAGCAGAUUACCACUUUACCACAGCAGAAGCGAGUAACCAGGACCCCCGCAUGAACACCCUCUUUGGAAAUAUGGUAGAAAUGGGGAACAGUGCCCAAUCAGGGCCCAUGCAUGGGUGAGCAGAAAGGGAAGGAAGGUGGGGUUUCCAGCAGUCGUUUCACAAAAGAUAAAGGUUCCUUCUUAUGUAGAGAGUAGUGUGCCCUAUGGCCAUGUGCUGAUCUGAACUGGAGCAGCUCACAUUCAAUUGGUGGGGUUCACUUGGCAACUGUUGGAUUUAGGUCUAUAUGUCUAGAACUGGGAUGCCCAUAAAUCUACAGACUUUAGGAGCAAUAAAAGGAAAAGGAAUGAAUCUCUAAAGCUCCAGUUAGUACA
Molecule: messenger RNA, 737 nt
Organism: Sceloporus undulatus (fence lizard)
Lineage: Eukaryota; Metazoa; Chordata; Lepidosauria; Squamata; Phrynosomatidae
Product: 3-methyl-2-oxobutanoate dehydrogenase [lipoamide] kinase, mitochondrial-like
Exons: 3
Coding region: 182-484 (100 amino acids)
Biological process (GO): regulation of glucose metabolic process; protein phosphorylation
Cellular component (GO): mitochondrion
Molecular function (GO): pyruvate dehydrogenase (acetyl-transferring) kinase activity
Source: RefSeq, a predicted model, not a curated record